Molecule: messenger RNA, 3120 nt
Organism: Harmonia axyridis
Lineage: Eukaryota; Metazoa; Arthropoda; Insecta; Coleoptera; Coccinellidae
Gene: numb
Product: protein numb
Exons: 6
Coding region: 430-1944 (504 amino acids)
Source: RefSeq, a predicted model, not a curated record
AGUACUGGUUUCCCGACGCUGAUGGGCAGGAGACCAGUUGCUCAGUUCAGUCGGUACCAAUCGAAGUCCGUUUGAAAUUAUCUAACGUUUCAACCAUUCCGGGAAUGGACGGGUUUUUUCGGUUUCCAAUAUUUUCUUGAAGCGGUUUCUCGUUUUGCAAUGUUGCAGUCGCGGAUCUUACGGGUUUUCAACAACACGGUUUAGUCGAUUUCGCGAUCUAAUGGUACCGGAAUCUUCCUCUUCGUACUCCGUCCAAAUAAAACGAAAGGUGCCAAGGUUUUGAGGCGUGCUUAAUUCUUCUCAGGUGGAUUAUUUUGGACAUUCGUCAGUGAGCCGGAACAGUGUUCCGUUAAAUUUUUGGAUCUUCUAUUUGAUUUUCAAGCAGGAUUGUGUCUAGUUUUGUUUUUAGUUAAUUAAUUAAUCGGAAAAAUGGGUAAUCAUUCUUCUAAUCACCUUCCUCUGGAUUCUAUGGGUGGAAAAUUCGGUGAUCCCACAGUGCGGAGGAGCCUAAGGUCCCCAAGAAAAAUGGACAGACUUCGGAGAUCGUUUCGAGACUCCUUCAGGAAGCGGAAGGACAGGGUCCCGGAAGCCAGCAAGCCACACCAGUGGCAGGCCGAUGAGGUGGCAGUAAGGCAGGGCACCUGCACCUUCCCUGUAAAAUAUUUGGGAUGCGUCGAAGUGUUCGACUCCAGGGGCAUGCAGGUCUGCGAGGAGGCCCUGAAAGUACUCAGGGGUUCCAGGAGAAGGCCGGUCAGGGCCGUACUCCACGUGACCGGAGACGGUCUGAGGGUGGUCGAGGAGGAGACGAAGGGCCUCAUCGUCGACCAGACCAUAGAGAAGGUGUCGUUCUGCGCCCCGGACAGGAACCACGAGCGUGGGUUCAGCUACAUCUGCCGGGACGGUACCACUAGGAGGUGGAUGUGUCACGGUUUCCUAGCGAUGAGGGAGUCUGGUGAGAGAUUGUCGCACGCUGUCGGCUGCGCUUUCGCCGUCUGCCUGGAGAGGAAGCAGAAGAGAGACAAGGAGUGCGGCGUCACCAUGACGUUCGAUCAGAAAAACUCCACGUUCACCAGGAGCGGCAGCUUCCGGCAGCCUGAACUGAGCGAGAGGUUGGAACGAGCAAUAGACGUGCCUGGCGCAAAAUCCUCGUCGAUGGUGAAUCCAUUCGCGAUAGAAAGGCCCCACGCCACGGAGAGCAUGCUGAUCAGGCAGGGUAGCUGUCGCGGUUUCAGCACGUUGGGCGAGAACUCGCCGUUCAAAAGACAGAUGUCGCUGAGGAUCAACGAUCUGCCCAGUAACACAGCCAGGUUGACCAACGCCUUCCAGUCCAGGAAUCAGGCGCCGAAAGUUUCAGCGAUCACAGAGAUAUCGCCUGGAGAUUCUGUGACCGCUCUGUGUCAGCAGUUGUCUCAAGGUCUUAGCCAGCUGACCCACAGCGGCUCCGACGACUUGAACUUCAACAACAAGACAUCCGUCAACCAGAACACGGUCAACGUGAGCGUGACAACGAUAAACAACACCUUCAACCAGACGGCGAGCGAGAACACGUCGGUGCAUAGCACCCCGCUCAGCGUGAACGUGCACUCGAACACCUCGCAAUCCUCGCCCAUUGGCUCGAUCCAACAGGGCGGUACCUCUAGCGGCAACGCCUCUUUGAACGCUACUGCUGGUGGCAACUCUAGCCUGCCCAAACCUGAGCAGUGGCUGGGUCAGAUCGUGAACGCUUCGCCAGUGCUUGGUGGAAUGGAUGGGACGUCGCCUAGGAAGUUAGGAUUGAUGACCAGCCAUUCCCGAGCCAUGUCUCUGGACUCGGCCUCCGAGUCGUUCUCCAGAACCGCCCAGCCAGACCCCUUCGAUGCCGAAUGGGCUGAUGUGAUCGAGAAGAAGAAGACCAGUAAUACCAAUCCCUUCUUAACGAAUUCACCGCUCCAGAUCCCGUUGUAGCGAAAUCAGGGUGCCUGGGUACGAACAGGUAUCCGACAUCAUCAGAGACCGAUAGAUUAAUAUGAGCAAAGUUGUACUUGGUUGGAAAAUAUCCCUAGAAAAACGGCUUAGGAUCGGAUACGCCAUAGAAAAAGAAUUGUAGACGGUUGGAAUCGGUUGUUUUUGAAAGUAGGCACAGAAUUUAGUUAGUUCGGAGUGUGGAAGUUUGAGGUCUUCUUUUGGAAUUUUUUUUAUCGGGUUUGUACAUGAAAUUUUGAUAUAUCAUCUGUAAUUCCACUUGUUAGUUGUGUUUUACUUCUUUCGUUUUUGGCUUUUUCUUUGCUGUGGACUUUUUCUGUUAUGUUGUUGGCGUUUUUGUUUAUUAUUUUUGUUUUUGUGGUUGUAGAGUUUCUACAACCUCAAACUCUGUUAUAAAAGUUUCCUUUUCUACUGUUAUCAAAAUUUGAGAAAAUGCCGGAGGCAAUAACAAGCAAGAUGAGAAAAUUUCGGUGUUUCGUGAAAAGUUAGCAAAAUUUAGGAUAACCGUAGUUUUAGUUAUGAAUGUGCGGAUUGGAAACCGAAAACGUAGAAUUCGACCCAUUUUGAAUUGUCCGAACUGGAGGAAAUAAACACGAGAUGAAGUUAGGAGUGUGGCUGUGACUUAAUUAAGUAGGAACUUCUUGUCGAAAGAUUAGAUAUUAUAAAAAGUGCAAGACUGUGAUUGGUUGCAAUCUUUACCGGAUCAUUUUCCAACCAAACCCCGAUAAAUUCUGAUCCCAUGCUUUCUUAGAGAAAAUUUAGAGAAACUAGCGAAGAUCUUUACAUAUCCGUUGCGAACAAUGAAAUCCUUCCUGAGAGUAGUUUUCGGUUGCGAUGACUAUGAAAUGCCUCGAUUUCUUAUUCACAUGGGACGAAUGUAAUUGCUCAAUUGUUUGACACUCUUGCGUGGAUUUUUAGCAAUAUAGUGUGAUGUAUGUAAUUUCCUAGAACAAAACUCGAUAGGUUUUUUUUUUUGUUGGUACUUACGAGGUACUUAAUUUUUGUCGCUCCCCCGUAGUUGCGAAUAUUGUAGAAUCUCUUUGGUGUACUUGUUUCGACUGGCCGGGGGAGGACACUCAGAAAACACAUGCCUUAAACUGUUUAUAUGUUUCAACGGGCUGUUUGACAGACUUUUCAAAUGAAGUUUAUUGAGCACCU